AUGAGUGCUUUACCUAGAUUGUCGCAGACUUUGCUCCGGACCAACUUUGGUUCACUUACCAAGUUGUCCGUUGCUCGUUAUCAUGAGAAUGUUAUUGAUCAUUAUGAAAAUCCAAGAAAUGUUGGAAAUCUUGAUAAGAAUAAGAAAAAUGUCGGAACUGGUCUUGUAGGAGCCCCUGCAUGUGGUGAUGUGAUGAAGAUGCAGAUUGAAGUUGAUGACGAAGACCGUAUUGUCAAUGCUAAGUUCAAGACCUUUGGUUGCUGUUCUGCUAUUGCCUCCAGUUCUCUAGCUACGGAGUGGAUAAAGGGCAAGACUCUCGACGAGGCUUCUAAUAUCAAGAACACAGAUAUUGCUAAAGAGCUUCGUCUUCCCCCUGUUAAACUGCAUUGUUCUAGUAAGUCGUUAGAUUUAUCGAUUUGCUUGUAUAUUUAA
This is a messenger RNA of Rodentolepis nana, 432 nucleotides long. NCBI's taxonomy places the organism in Eukaryota, Metazoa, Platyhelminthes, Cestoda, Cyclophyllidea, Hymenolepididae. The record is from the annotation of a GenBank genome assembly.